AUGGGGAUUCUGUACGCGCUGGUAGGUCGCGGAUCGGUGGUGCUGGCGGAGUUCAGCGGCACCACCACCAACGCCAGUGCAAUCGCGCGGCAGAUUCUCGAGAAGAUCCCUGGCAACAACGACACGCACGUUUCCUACUCUCAGGAUCGAUACAUCUUCCACGUUAAGCGAACCGAUGGGCUCACUGUUCUCUGCAUGGCCGACGACACCUCCGGCAGGAGACUUCCUUUCGCGUUUCUCGAGGAUAUUCAUCAGAAGUUCGUGCGAACUUACGGACGCGCUGUUCACUCAGCGCAGCCUUACGGAAUGAACGACGAGUUCUCUCGGGUUUUGAAUCAGCAGAUGGAGUAUUACUCCAGUGAUCCUAACGCCGAUAGGAUUAAUAGGCUCAAAGGUGAAAUGUCUCAGGUACGAAAUGUCAUGAUAGAAAAUAUUGACAAAGUUUUAGAUAGAGGCGAUCGGUUGGAGUUGCUAGUAGAUAAAACUGCUAAUAUGCAAGGAAAUACAUUUCGCUUCAGGAAGCAAGCUCGUCGUUUCAGAAGCACUGUUUGGUGGAGAAAUGUCAAGCUUACGAUUGCACUUAUUAUCAUCCUACUUGUGCUGGCUUAUGUUGUGCUGGCUUUUGUUUGCCAUGGACCUGCUCUGCCAUCUUGCUUUUAG
Messenger RNA from Sphenostylis stenocarpa, 660 nucleotides. The record is from the annotation of a GenBank genome assembly. NCBI's taxonomy places the organism in Eukaryota, Viridiplantae, Streptophyta, Magnoliopsida, Fabales, Fabaceae.